GUGCGCAGCGGCCGCCCCGGGGCCGGUGGGGAGUCUGGAGGUGGCAGCCUGGGGGCCAAGAGAAAUGGCUCAAGAAGAGAUGGAAGUUGAUCUUCAACCAGUGCUUGGUUACUCUGCAGAGAGCUUCAGGAUGCUUCCCACAGAACCCUCUGGUCCUGCGGCGCUAUCUUCUGGUGCUCCAGCGCUCGGUGAAGGAGGAGGCAGCGUUGCAGUUCUUCCUGAUGAUGAUGCUGUUGUCCUACCAAAUGCUGGCACAACAAGGGAAGCAGCUGCUGAGCCUGACGGGCCAUCAGAUCCUGCCUCGGCGCUAGGUGGGCUGCAAAGGCUACCAGGGGCAUUCAAUCCGUAUCGGCCAUUGCUUGUGCCACAGGUCACGCAGCGUCCCCCGCUGAGGAGAGCUCGCAGGCAACAGAGAAUUAGUCGCUCCCAGAGGACUGUCAGUGCCAGGGCAGCCUUGGACAGUUACUUUCAACUCAGCAGGACCCAAGAGCCAACUACAGGACAAGUUCCACAUCUGGAGCCCUCGCAUGUUGCGAGGGGCGACCGGGAACACAGCUCAGAUGAAAUAAUAGAAGUGAGCGACUCUGACAGCAGCACUUCUGGGGAGGAGGAGGGAGCGGCGGAGGCUGCAGCACCGCUGUCCCCACCGGCCCAGGAAGCACCUGCAGCAGCUGGCUCAGGAGUUUCCAGUCAGGUCCAAGUGGAGCCACCUCAGGCUUUGUCUCAAGGUUCUGCAGAACAUGGAAUUCAAGAAGGCGAAGAGGCUGAAGUCCAGCAAAAGCAGAGAACUCCACUAAAGAAACCAGACCCAUCAGCCCCUGUUGCACUGCAGGAUGAGGAGGAAGGGGAUACCUGUGCAAUCUGUUUUGAGCAGUGGACCAAUGCUGGAGACCACCGUCUCUCAGCACUGCGGUGUGGUCACCUCUUUGGUUACACCUGCAUCGAAAGGUGGCUCAAGGGACAAGCAGGGAAGUGCCCCCAGUGCAACAAGAAAGCGAAACGCUCUGACAUUGUGGUCCUUUAUGCUCGUACUUUGAAAGCGCUGGAUACCAGUGAACAGGAGCGCAUGAAGAGCUCUUUAGAAAAGGAACAAAUGUUGCGGAGACAGGCCGAGCUGGAAUCUGCACAGAACCGCCUCCAGUUGCAGGUUUUGACAGAUGAAUGCAGCAAACUCCGCAAGCAAGUUCAGGAGCUGAAGGCUCUGGUGGCCCAGCACAACGUGAGUGCUUCUCAGCAACCUGGCAGCUCCUGCACCUGCCUCCCAGGCAGCCUCCCCUCCAGCCAAAGCCAGCGCAAGUACCACUUGGAGAAGGUUUUUGUGGUGUCUCAGGCUGGGAACUGCAGAGUCAUGGCAUACUGUGACGCACUGAGUUGUCUUGUGGUAUCACAGCCUUCUCCACAGUCUACUUUUAUUCCUGGUUGUGGUGUGAAGAUGAUGAGCGUGGCCAACAUGAAGAGCAGUCAGUACAUCGCCAUCCACAGCAAACAGAUCCGGGGACUGGCUUUCGGCAGGCGAGCAGAUGGCUUGCUGCUCUCUGCCGCUCUGGACAACACUCUCAAACUGACCAGCUUGGCAACAAAUACUGUGGUGCAGACAUAUAACACUGGCCGUCCUGUCUGGAGCUGCUGCUGGUGCCUCGAUGAUACAAAUUAUGUCUAUGCUGGAUUGGUCAAUGGCUCCAUCAUGAUCUAUGAUCUGAGAGACACGAACUCUCAUGUCCAAGAACUAGUCCCUCAGAAGUCCAGGUGCCCCAUGGUGUCGUUGUCCUACCUGCCCCGGAUGGCCUCAGCAUCACUGCCUUAUGGUGGAAUAUUAGCUGGGAGCUUGGAAGGAGCCUGCUUUUGGGAACAGAAAUCUGGCAACUCCUACCGGCCUCAUCACCUGCCACUGGAACCUGGAGGAUGCAUCGAUAUUCAAACAGAGAUCAGCACACGGCACUGCCUCGCGACGUACAGGCCGAGUAAAAAUAACCCAUGUGUGCGUUGCGUAAUGAUGGAACUGACUUGCAGCCCACUGACAGAGGCCUCUGAAGAUGUGGUGUGUUCUUCUAAUCCAGUUCAGACGUUCAGUGCUGGGCCCACCUGCAAGCUGCUCACCAAGAAUGCCAUUUUUCAGAGCCCAGAGGAGGAUGGCAGCGUCUUUGUGUGUGCUGGAGAUGAGGCGUCUAAUUCUGCCCUGCUCUGGGAUGCCGGCAGUGGCUCCUUGCUGCAGAAGCUGCAGGCGGACCUGCCAGUGCUGGAUAUCUGCCCCUUGGAAGUGAACCAAACCCACCUCCUGGCUACUCUGACUGAGAAGAUGGUGAAGCUCUACAAGUGGCAGUGAGAAUGGUCCCUGCACCUGCCACAGAGCAGCUUUCCGAACGUGCUGCUGACCAACCCUACGCAACCACAGCCCCAGGCUGCUGUCCUGCACGUGCUCCUUACAGGAGAUGGGAACCGCUGCAGCACCAUCCUGGCAGUAGGCGAGAAAUGGACACACUGGUGCCUGGAGCAAUUCCCUUCCUUCAUCUUCCUUUUUAGGUCUGCUCUUAUUUCUUCCCUGUUCAACUUUCUUCAGUCAAACUUUGCAAGGUGCCUCAGCACAACAAUAAUUCUCGGACUGUCUCCAGCGUGCGUCGCUGCACUUUUUUCCAGUGUGAAUACAGCACGGGGACUUGCAAAUCUCUUCUACAAAUCAACAAAAACAAGAGGAACUUGAAGACCUGAGGCUCCCACUGAACUUUGUCAUGGAGUGCUGCUGUGAUUACUGGGUGAUGGAAAGGUGGCAAUAUUGGCAUCUUGCUGGUAGGGUCGAUACUCAGAAUAAAAGCAAGUUCAUUGCUUUAGAGAAGGUACUACCAUGUUCCUUUAAAGGUCUAGGGUCAGCUGGCUGUUAUUCCCUGCUGAAGGACAGAUCCUGUUUUGUGGCUGUGGAGAGAACAGGCUUGGAAAACCUACAGAGAACCUUUUUAUUUUUUGUUUUUUUUUCCAUGAGCAUAUACUCUGCACUGUAAUUCCUUAAUUCUCUGCCCCUUUUUCCUUCCCCUUCUCUCUUCUCUGCUUCACCUGCAGGCAAACUUGUGUAGUUUGAUUGUGGGAAAUGAAACUAGAGAAGUACAGGUGAAGAGGAGGUGCUUCUUGCGCUGCUGGCUGCUGCAGCCCAUGGUGUCCUUCCUCAAAGACAGUCACGUAUGGAAACACUCGGAAAAGAAUGCUGCCUGCUUUUUUUCAGCCUUUUUCCCCCUUUGAGGAAUUGGUGGAAACCGAGGGAUUUCAUCAGCUCACUUUCACUGACCUUCUGCCUUCCUUAAAUCAUAGCUGCCAGCUCACCAGCCGGUCACAGAGGCCUCCCAGUUGUCUUGGUGUGCAGCUGCGCUGGGCCUUGCUGGCUUACAUCAGUCUGAGCUCACCGCAUGGGAUCGCGGGUCAGGGGAUGUGUGUGGCCAAGUACUGUGGGCGCUCAGCACCGAGGGGGGUGAGAAUGUCAGAUUACGAAAUGGGAGUUAGGUUUCAUUUUGUGUUUAACAAAACCAAACUUACAAGGAUAAUGGAAGCUGCAAGACUAGUUCCCUCCAGCCACGGUAAGCAGCAUCCAUCCAGUUCAGAUUGAGCAUGGCCCCUCUUAAACUGCCAGGACCAUUUUAUCUUCUGAAGGUUCCGGCUUGCACAGUAUGAUCCUGUUGCUUUACCUCUUAAAAACGAGAUUGAGAUGAUCUCUGCUUAACUUUAUAUGUUUCUGUAUAGUAUUUUGUUCCUAUAUUUUUAUAUACUGUAAAAAUAAAAUGUUUAUAGUUCUUAGAUAUAGCUGGUGCUGCUGUACUUUAAAAGUAUGUCUUGGUGAUACACACUGUGUAUCUUGUGGACGUAAACGAGCGUCCCUGUGUGCAGGUAGGGUUUCUUCCACUUUGUAGUGUUGCCAAGUCAUGCUGGGCUUGAGGCUGAAAUCACGGAAGCGUUCAGCGAGUGGGGAGUCCUCACUCAACCGCGCUGCUCAGACCAGUUGAGGGGACAGGGCUGAGAAAAGUCAGGCUAUGUGCCUGGAACAUCCCUUUAACUGGAAAGAAGCUCAUUGAGGUUGAGACUUCUUGGCAUUUUAACAAUGCUCAGGAAUAAAGGGUUAGUAGAAGGAAAAUCACUGGGACAGGGUCUCCGGUAAUGCCAGCUAAAACCAGAGGGAGCAGGCUGCUCCCUGCCAACUGGGUGCAAUGAGCUGCUUGUUCUCAGCCAUUCCAAGGCAUCCUUUAUGCCCCUCAACUCCAACCGCUUGCUCUGACAAGAAAUCUGGAAAACCUUGAAUACGUCCAGGGAAAGGAAUGAAAACGGCCUUUCAGCUUUUGGUUUUCUAGGUAGCGGUUGUUUUCUGCACUGUACCUCAUUCCUGUAGUAUGAACUAAAAUGCUAUUAAA
Molecule: messenger RNA, 4385 nt
Organism: Cuculus canorus (common cuckoo)
Lineage: Eukaryota; Metazoa; Chordata; Aves; Cuculiformes; Cuculidae
Gene: RFWD3
Product: ring finger and WD repeat domain 3
Exons: 13
Coding region: 65-2323 (752 amino acids)
Biological process (GO): protein ubiquitination; interstrand cross-link repair; double-strand break repair via homologous recombination
Cellular component (GO): nucleus; site of double-strand break
Molecular function (GO): ubiquitin protein ligase activity; protein binding
Source: RefSeq, a predicted model, not a curated record